This is a messenger RNA of Dunckerocampus dactyliophorus (ringed pipefish), 1453 nucleotides long. RefSeq names its product leucine rich repeat containing 57 (gene lrrc57). Lineage: Eukaryota; Metazoa; Chordata; Actinopteri; Syngnathiformes; Syngnathidae. The transcript has 6 exons. The coding region runs from base 225 to 941 and encodes 238 amino acids. The record is from RefSeq and is a predicted model, not a curated record. Gene Ontology annotation, molecular function: protein binding.
ACUGUGACGUCACUUCCUGAUAUUUUGUUUGUUGACAUCUCCUGGGCGUCUCACUUAUCUGAGCUUUUUUUAAAAUAAAAAAAACAAUCACCGCAUUGGAUCAACACAUGUUUUUCCACCAAGAACAGCACAAGUUUCGUAGUGGAAGCCAAUUGAUGACUGAUAAACACUGAUUAAGAUCCAGCAGCAUUUGCAGUGUCAGAGAAUUAGGAUUUUCAGUCCAAAUGGGGAACAGCGCUCUCAAGUCUCACCUGGAAACAUCCCAAAAGACGGGAGUGUUCCAACUGACUGGUCGAGGCAUUCAGGAGUUUCCUGAGGAGCUGCAGCAGCUCACCUCCAACCUGAGAACUAUGGACCUGUCAGACAACAAGCUGGAAUCACUUCCCCUUUUUAUCGGAAACUUUGCACAGCUCAGAAGUUUGACACUCAACUCCAACAAACUGGGCAGCCUUCCCACUGAGAUUGGGAAUCUGAAGAAACUGGAGACGCUGAGUGUCAGCACCAACCGGAUCCAGCAGCUGCCUCCAACCCUGGACCGACUCAAGGCCCUGCGAACCCUCAUUCUGGCAGGGAACCGUAUCUCGGAGUUCCCCUCUGGACUGGGGGGUUUAAGACUGCUGGACUUGCUGGAUUUGUCACGCAACCAGAUUCAGAGCGUCCCGCCAGAUGUGUCGGAGCUGCAGGCCAUCGAGAUCAACCUCAACCAGAACCAGAUUUCAAUUCUAUCAGCAGAAGUGUCACGAUGCCCUCGUCUGAAAGUUCUGCGAGUGGAGGAGAACUGUCUGGACUUGGCAGCCAUCCCUCUGUCCAUCCUGAGCGAGUCUCAGGUGUCUCUCUUCUCUGUGGAGGGAAACUUGUUUGAGGUGAAAAGACUCCGAGACCUGGACGGAUACGAUAAGUACCAGGAGCGUUUCACUGCCACCAAGAAGAAGUUUGCCUGAAAGUGACCUGCUCCUUGUCGUCCUCUUCUUAUACUGCUGCCAUGUGACACAAUGGGCGAGGCAUUCCUGGGCACAGACAAUCAGGAAGUAGUGGAAGGACGGCUGAGAUCAUUCCAAUGUUUUUCCUACGGAACCGACGACCAGAUGCUUUACGACAGGAAACACUUUGUAGACGCUAGUGGUGCUCCAAGUGACUUUUGUCAUUUGGAGCACACAAGAAGUUGCCAUGACGAUGUAUUUGCUAGUCUGAUGCAUUUGUUACCAGGAAGUGAGUUAAAACUGGAAGUGAAACAAGUAGUUAUUAGACACUUCCUGUGGAAGAUGAUGUAAUAACAUGACGUUAAAUGUUUGGAAUGGAGCUAAGCUCCUCCCUCAUCCUCAUUCGCAUAAUAAUUAAUAACUCACAUCAUUGUUAGCUUAGUCGCCACUGUAAAGUUAGCCCCGCUUCCGGUUACUUUGUCAUGACACUAAUGAAUUGCAAAAUAAAAUCCUACCUCUGAGCGUGUGCUGAA